CGGAAUUCUUUGUGUUUCUUUCAGUACCCAUCUGUACAUAGAGUAUAUAAAACGAGUUACCCAAUCUACUCAUCGAUUCCAAAACGUAUAUUUUCUGGAACCCGCAUUGUUACAUCGCCAAUUCGUGUUGUAAGCUCACCAGCUCGCGUUACAACGACACGCAUUGUUCGUUCUCCAUCACCAGUGCGUAUUGUUCGGACUACAACUCGAGUGAUCUCUUCUCCGGAGCGUACCACCACCUAUAGUUAUACAUCACCAACAACUCUUUAUAGCCCAACAUAUGUACCAUCAACUUAUUACAGUUAUUAUACACCAUCUUCCUAUACGUACACUACACCAUCCUAUGUAUACCAACCCAUUUCACGUGUGUAUACACGCUCACUUAGUCCAGUAAGGAUAACAACUUCACCUGUACGUGUCACUCCUUCCUACCUAAAGAGAAUCCCAACAGGAUACGGUGCUCGUGCUCUAACUAAUUACCUCAACACCGAACCCUACACUACCUUCCAAGAUGAGACUAGAAGAAUUCGUCAUAGAGCACAAUCUUUGAUUCGCGAUGUGCACACUCCAGUUAUUCGUAGAGCACGCAGCGCCACACCCUUCCCAGUGAUAGGAUACAACUAUGAACCAACCUCACAGUUGGCUCUUGAUGCAUAUGUUGCCAGAGUAACAAACCCAGUGCGUCAUGUCGCUAAGGAAGUACAUAACAUUAUACAAUAUCCUGAAUCACCACGUAAAUAUGUAGUAGCGGAUCUGGACCCUUUCCGACCAACGAGAAAAUUUUCUGCUCCACUACCAUUGGAAAAUCCUGUGGAUGAAGAACACAGAGAGAAAGUUCGUAUGCGUCAGGAACGUCUUUUAACUGUAAAUGAAGAAGCUUUGGAUCAAGUAGAAUUGGAAAAAAAACAAGCUCAACGUAUUGAUGAAGCCAGACGUAAGGCUGAGAAGGCUCUGGAAGAACAAAAGAAACGCAAGGCUGAAGAAGAGGAACAAAAACGUUUGGAAAGUGAACGUAAAACAAAAGCGGCUGAAGCAAAAGCUGCAGAAUCAAAAGCUGCACGUAAAGCUGAACAAGAAAAGGUGCGUUUAGCUGAAGAGCAAGCGCAACAAGCAGAAGCGGCUCGUGCCGCAGAAGAAGCACGAUUGGCAGAUGAGGCGCGUUUAGCUGAAGAAGCACGUUUAGCCGAAGAAGCACGUGUUAUUGAAGAAGCUCGUUUAGCCGAAGAAGCUCGAAAAGCUGAAGAAGCUCGUUUAGCAGAAGAAGCUGUAAAAGCUGAAGAAGCUCGUUUAGCCGAAGAAGCUCGAAAAGCUGAAGAAGCUCGUUUAGCUGAAGAGGCGCUUUUGGCUGAAGAGGCUCGUUUGGCAGAAGAAGCUCGUUUAGCUGAAGAAGCACGCGUUGCUGAAGAAGCUCGUCUUGCCGAAGAGGCACGUGUCGCUGAAGAAGCACGCAAAGCGGAAGAAGAACGUUUAGCCGAAGAACAACGUGUUCGUGAAGAAGAACUAAAUCGCUUAGCUGAAAUUGAAAAACAAGCAGCAGAGGAGCAAGAAGCUGAAUUAGCACGUCAAGCUGCCGAAUUAGCUGAAAUCGCCCGUCAAGAAGCUGAAAUUGCUGCCCAAGAGCUGCAAUCACUACAACAAGCAGCAUCUGAUACAAAUGUCACUGCCACAAGUUCUGACGAGCCAAUCGUUGAACAACCUGCCACUCCUGUCGAAGACAUAAAACAGGAACCAAUCAUCGAACUGAGCACAGGCAUCGAUGAAGUCAUAUCAGACACUGAUGCAAUCGCUACCGAAGAAUCUGAAGAAGAAUAAAAAUAUUAAAUAAAAACUUAUCUACACGUUACA
Messenger RNA from Teleopsis dalmanni, 1845 nucleotides. RefSeq lists its product as uncharacterized. The annotation marks the transcript as partial. Gene Ontology annotation, biological process: protein transport. The record is from RefSeq and is a predicted model, not a curated record. NCBI's taxonomy places the organism in Eukaryota, Metazoa, Arthropoda, Insecta, Diptera, Diopsidae. The transcript is spliced from 6 exons.